AUGGGAGACACACAUAUAGUCGCGUCGACUGCCGGCCUCGGCCUGGUCAUCAGGGACUCUGAAGACGCGACCCAAGAGCAUUUGCUGCAGCAACCGGUGUGGCCCCAGCAGAUGCAGCAGCAGCAGCAGCUGUUGCAGCAGCAGCAGUUGCAGCAGCAGCAGGUGCAGCAGCAGCAGCUCCAGAAGCAGCAGCAGCACCAGCAGAUGCAGCAGCAGCAGCAGCAGAUGCAGCAGCAGCAGCAGCAGCAGCAGCAGCACCAGCAGCAGCAGCAGCAGAUGCAGCAGCCGCAGAUGCAGCAACAGAUGCAGCAACAGAUGCCGCAGAUGCAGCAUCCGAAGAUGCAGAAUCCGCAGAUGCAGCAACAGAUGCAGAAUCCGCAGAUGCAGCAACAGAUGCAGCAUCCGCAGAUGCAGCAACAGCAGGUGCCGCAGCAGGUGCAGCACCCGCAGGUGCUGCAGCAGAUGCACCAGCAGCCGCAGCCGCAACAGCAGGCCCAGCACGUUCAGGUCUUCCUGGUCCCGGUUACGACCGUCGCCGCGCCGCCAGGGCAGCCGGUGCCGCAGCCCCAGCCGCAGCACCAACAGGUGGGGCACGUGCUCGUGUCGCCCGUGCAGCCGCAACAGCAACAACAGCAGCAUCUUGAGGCUCUGCGGAUGCAGCAGCUGCAGCAGCAACAGCUGCAGCAGCAGCAGCUGCAGCAGCAGCAGCUGCAGCAGCAGCAGGCGCAGCAGCAGCAGCAGCAGAUGCAGCAGCAGCUGCAGCAGCAGCAGCUGCAGCAGCAGCAGGCGCAGCAGCAGCAGCAGCAGCAGCAGGCGCAGCAGCCGCAGCAGCAGCAGCAGCAGCAGGUGCAGCCCCAGCAGCAGGUGCAGGAGCAGCACAACCGCAGGGAGGCUCCGGCGGCGCUGGAGAGUCAGCUCUCGCAGGGUGGCUGCGUGCCCGCCCCGCAGCGCCAGCUGUCGCAGGAGCUGCAGGAGGGAACGCGGCAGCUGGAUCAGAAUCACGGGCCGGCAGCGCCCCGGAUCCUGCAGCGGCCGCGCGCGGAGCAGGGGAAGCGCAGCGCGCUGCAAUGGCUCGACUGCGACCAUAGCACCAGCCUCGACGGGAAGCUCGAGUUCGAAGGCGAACCAGGCGGCUCCUGCAGUUUCACAGACCCCGCCUGA
Molecule: messenger RNA, 1161 nt
Organism: Prorocentrum cordatum
Lineage: Eukaryota; Dinophyceae; Prorocentrales; Prorocentraceae
Source: the annotation of a GenBank genome assembly